AUGUUCCUCACCCAGCUGGGUCCGCUGGCCAUCAGGAAGGGUGUGCUAUACAAUGACGACAGCCUCUGGGGGCGCCACUGGGCCUGCAAGUGCGCUGGCUGCGUUAACUUCAUUCUCAAGAACAUAGCUCGCGUCAUCCACUGGCGUCUGAGAGUAUUAGCCUCGGGCUCGAUCACACCCUCGCUAGAACAGGAAGACGUGAAUUCUUUCCGCAACCACGAGAUCAUCCGAGUCGCUCUGCCGUCUGGGGUCCAGGCCGCCAUUGACCCCACGGGAAUCCAGUUUGGAUGGAGAGACUAUCUAACACCGUGGUCGGCAUUCGCGCGGCAUCGAAUCCACCGCAUCAAAGAAGAAGCACCGUGCAGGUCCAUACACCAAGAUCGUGUUCUGCCCACUGGACCGCUGGGCGUGUCUCAGACAGCAUGGCGGGGACCGACGUGCGCUGCACGUCGGCGCGAGAGAGAGUCGUCGAACAGGUCACGACUGCUUGGAAAACGAGGGAUGGAUGGCGGAUAUGGCGGCGUUUCCGGACUUUUGAGAUUGAAGGACUCAUCCUUCAGCAAGGCAAGGACGGUGCUGCUCUCCAGAGUAAAAGAUGUGAUUAACAAGCAGGCAGGCAUCAGGGGGAGUUGA
Molecule: messenger RNA, 633 nt
Organism: Phialemonium atrogriseum
Lineage: Eukaryota; Fungi; Ascomycota; Sordariomycetes; Cephalothecales; Cephalothecaceae
Exons: 2
Coding region: 1-633 (210 amino acids)
Source: RefSeq, a predicted model, not a curated record